AUGUUCUCCCCGCUUGCAUUUCCCACGGGGUUGAUCCUAUACGACCUCUCCUUCUCGGUUCCCCCAACGUCGCACCUCGAGUUAUUUCCCUUUGAGAUAUACAGGGAACCCUUGGUCAUCAUUGCCAUUGCAGACGGUACCGAGCUCUCCCAGAGUCCCGAAUCGGCGAAGCAGCAUCCCACUCCGGACGGACUUGAUCAACUAUUGGAAGAGCUCGAGGCAACAAAGGAGAGGAGCCCACGAGCACUAGUGAACCAGCUCCUGAUCUUUGACUAUGAUGGAUUGGAGAAACUCACAAAUGGACCGGAUAAUGUACUCUGGGUGCCUCGUCCCGAGUCAUCCAAAGCUACGACAAUGAAAACGGUUCUGUGUGACAUAACCUCGGUCUUGCUUUCGGAACUGGACGAGUUCGCGAAAACGAUUCAGGCCAUCCCAACGAUUGAUUCGCCUCGUACAUCUUCAUGGGGACCAUCCCGUAAUCCAGAGCUGCGCCCCCGACCUGUAGACCGAUUACUACACCGAAUGACCCUGCCUGCACAACUGCCACCAAACCUCCAUGGUACACCAGAUACCCCAUUGUCUGAUUCUGGCUCACAAACUCCCAACUCCGAAACUGCUACGACUUUCGACGAGAUAACCCGAUCAAUUCACAUCACUCGCACUCAUUCUGGCAGCAAGAGCCCCUCGGUAGCGUCGCCCAAAGAGCAUAGUCGCGAACGAAUGUCGGUUAGCGGAGUUAGUGCGACUGACAGAACGAAAAAUCGUAUCAAGGGACGCGCUGGUGUCGUGAUUGGUACACUUUUCCUGCAGGCAGGAAGAUGGCACGAUGCUUUGAAGGAAUUGAUCGAAGCUACCAACAAUGCACGCGCAGGAAGCGAUUAUAUUUGGCACGGUAAAGCAUUGGAGUCUAUUCUUCUUUGUCUUGUUAUGCUUGGGUGGGCUGGUAUGGAUUUCCAGAUUCCCUCGGUUCUCUACCCUGUUGCCGACAAGUCUUCAAAGUCGCAUCGGGAUUCGACUUCUGCUCCCUCAGCUGGCAACCGCAUUAUCUCCCUUCAGAACCUUGCGAACCUUUUGCCCGAUCUUUCAAAUACCAUUCUGAAUCUCUAUAAUCGAGCCGCCAACAUUACAGACGAACCUCUUCCACAACUAGUUUUCUCCGAAACCGUCAUUCGGUUAUCAAGACUCUUGGUAUCAGCUCGAGUCCGUGAUGGCGCGCUCGACGACAACGCCCUGAAACAUAUCGUCAUGAACGAGCCUCUCGUUCCUAUACUUCAUCCAGAACUUCCACGUGGAACAGUAUUGCUUCGCAAAUCCGACCUUGCAAACUUCUUGUACCGAGCUCUACCGCUCGCUCCUAGUGCCGACUUGCCUGCUACUGAUGUGGUCCCCAUUAUUGUGGGUGUGGUCUCUGUUCUCAAUGCUCUUGAUCUGCCUCGGAAGAAAGCGUUUAUUAUGCGUGAGCUUCUCACUGUGAUGGUGCCUAGCCUCGUGCAGGCGCGAAAAAUUGGCGCUGCGGAGGUGGGAAUCCACCCAGCCGCGGGAUUAGCGUCUCUUAGUGAUACCGCCUUUGAUGUAAAUGCCCUUGAUAUUGGCCCAGGGAACAUGGAAAAGAGCGUGCGGCUUCUUCUUGCUACCAUUGGCGAGAUAUAUGGCGUGCAGCCAUCGGCGUUCUAUGAGUGGGAGAAGAGACAGAGCCAAUCAUCCGCAAUUGGUGGAUCGGACGGAUGUCUUGAAUAUGAAUCAGUUGCUGGCAUUGCAGAGCGAUCUUUUCGACAUGUGGUUCUUGAUAGAUAUGGUGAUCUCAAUCUCAAGAUUGAUGUUCUCAAAGCAUGCAUUAACUGCUGUGAAGCCUUACCCGACUUUGAGGGUGUACUUCGUUUCACAGUCGAGCUUCUCCAGACCAUUCGAGGGGAUCUGAUGAUAGGAGAGACAAACCAAAUGCCCCCAUAUCUCCCCCGAGAAGAGCAAGUCCGUCUCUUGAACAACAUUAAACGCACUGUUGGCGCUGCAAACAGACUCGGUGCUUCUCAUAUGACAGCAGAGUAUUGGGAUGACUUUCUAGUACGUGACGUUCAACUACUAGCUCUCCCGGAUCCCAGGAGGCCAGUACGACGGUUGAGGUCAGAGCUUCAUGCUGUCACUGCUGGAUCUGAAAAAUCGAAAAAGGAUCCGUUCUUAUACAAUCCUUUCGCGAAACCCAGUAGCAAAGCCCUAGAGAUGCUCAGUGUGACAGAUGAACCUGCUUCGUUCAGGGUAACCCUUCAAAAUCCCUACGAAUUUGAGGUUGAGAUCGAGCACUUGCAGCUGGAGAGUACAGGUGUGGCUUUUGAGGCUGUGUCUGAAAACAUCAUUCUCCCUCCAUUCUGUCUCCAAGAUAUUGUCGUUCUGGGUACCGCUCGCGAAGAAGGAGAGCUCACCAUCACUGGUUGCAUUGUUAAAGCGCGACAUUGUCGAAUGCGGAGGUUCCCCAUAUUCAAGAACUUCUGGAAGCCUGAUCCCGAGGUCAAGUCUAAACGGACAGGGCUGUCUUCAAAGAAGCCCCUCUCGGAGCGACCGGUGUCUUGGGCUUCGGAAACCUCCAAAGAUGGAAAAAUAUCAGUUAAAAAGGGGCCCGAGGCGGCAACAUGUCAGGUUAAGGUAAUCGGCAAACAGCCGUCACUUUUGAUCGAAUCAAUGUCGCUCUCUCAAUCAGCAAUGAUGGUUCUAGAAGGCGAAAUCAAGUCAUUUGAUAUCACCCUUCAGAACACCUCUUCAUGCCCUGUCGACUUUGUUUUGUUCACUUUCCAAGAUUCCACUACCCGCCAACUUCAAUCGGCUCUUAAGAAUAGAGAUCUCCUGCCAGUGGAGAUUUACGAAUUGGAACUGAAAUUAACGACCCAGCCUGCCCUGCGAUGGCGCCGCGAGGGACCUAAUUCGGAAGACUGCUCCAUCUUGGCGGGCCAAAAGGCUACUUUCACGGUUGAUGUACUGGGCAAGCCUGGUUUACAAGAUACCACCGUUCAAAUCGACUAUUCGUAUGUAGGGGCCAAACAAGCUGAUCUUCCUGAUAUCUUUUACACCAGGCAGCUGUUUGUGCCCUUGACGGUGACGGUCAAUGCAAGCGUGGAAGUUGCUCGCUGUGAUAUUUUACCCUUCAGUGGUGAUUUCGCCUGGCGAAACCACCUCGACCCCCCUACUGACCCAAAUCAACAACCGGAUUCGCCGUUGUCUGCCAGCGAUCAUGACCCAUUCUCUCAGGUUCUCGCUCGUCUUGGAAAUGGAGCCUACGGUCCAGAUCACUGCGUAGUCUUGCUUGAUCUUCGAAAUGCAUGGCCCAGUCCUGUUUCUGUGGGGUUGCGAGUCGGCGAACACACAGCUUUGUCAAAGGAUAAUCACACGGGCCAGUAUACCGUUGAUGGACAUCUUCAACCUGGUCAAACCUCCCGUUUUGUGCUCGUGCUUCCUCGAGUCUAUCUAGACAACCCGCAUGCCUCUAUUCCCGUUGUCAACACAGGCACUCGACGCCAAUUCGUGGUUAGCGUCAACAAGCUAUCAUUUGAAGCAGAGGCAGCCUCUCGCGAAGCUUUCUGGUUCCGAGAAGAACUUCUUAAGAGACUGUCUGGACACUGGAAGGAGGCCUCGACAGGCCGCGAGGGCACCAUCGACCUGCGGAACAUCCGCCUCAAUGCCCGCAUGGUGGAAGCCAUGCGUCUUGAGGACGUCGCUAUCACAUUUUCCCUCUCUUCGUCCUGCACAGAUUCCUCCAGCCCUGAAUCCUCUUCAAAGAUCACUCAGACCGGCCGCUCGCGUUUCCGAGCCGAAGCAGAUGAUCUGCUCACCCUAUCAGUCAAUAUCCGUAAUCGGUCCUCACGUCCCAUUCAUCCACUCCUCCGCCUUCAACCUAGCUUGCGCCACCAACCAAGCAAUGUCGCUCUAGACCUCACCCGCCGUCUCGCUUGGACUGGAAUGCUCCAACAAUCCUUACCAAUUCUUCCAAGUGGCCAGUCAACUGUGGCCUCUAUCGGCGUGACAGUGCUCAGCCGUGGUGAGUAUGAGUUUGGUGCUAGUGUCGAGGAGGCGCGCAUCCUGUGGCCUUCUGAUACUUUGGGCACGCGAGAGGAUGACUCUAAUGCUCAUGAUGAUGUUGUCAAGGACACGUUUGGUGCGGAUGUUGUGAGACGACGCCGCAUCUGGCAUGCAAUGGAGACUUGUGUCAUCCAUGCCUCUUGA
Penicillium verhagenii is the source of this 4209-nucleotide messenger RNA. RefSeq names its product TRAPPII-specific subunit TRS120. Gene Ontology annotation, cellular component: trans-Golgi network. The record is from RefSeq and is a predicted model, not a curated record. Lineage: Eukaryota; Fungi; Ascomycota; Eurotiomycetes; Eurotiales; Aspergillaceae. Bases 1 to 4209 code for a protein of 1402 amino acids. The transcript is spliced from 2 exons.